Molecule: messenger RNA, 3516 nt
Organism: Mugil cephalus (flathead mullet)
Lineage: Eukaryota; Metazoa; Chordata; Actinopteri; Mugiliformes; Mugilidae
Gene: arhgef33
Product: Rho guanine nucleotide exchange factor (GEF) 33
Exons: 17
Coding region: 247-2742 (831 amino acids)
Molecular function (GO): guanyl-nucleotide exchange factor activity
Source: RefSeq, a predicted model, not a curated record
UCCCUCUCUCUCCUCCUGAUCUUUACCCUCUGUCCUUCUGCUCUCUGAAGACAAGGAGCUUUUUGUACAAAAGGGAAAUCAUAGGACUCACAUGCUUUGGAAGGGAGAAGUGAGUGAUCACAGCGAGAGAUAGGUUGGCUCUGAGGAGAAGAACAAGGCAGAGGAGGUCGUUUAGAGCUGGACGAGAACUCCACAACCAGACGACCGUGAACCACACCGGACCAGGAUCAACAGGACUACCUUAACAUGGAGAAUGGAAAACCAGAAGCAGAAGACAAGACAGAGGGCAUGACAGAAGAUACAGAAGAAAAUGUGGAUUCAGCCAACCUGGAGGUUGCUCAGCUGCAGGGCCUGGUGGCUGAGCUGCGCGAGGGGCUCCAGACUGCUCUGGCGGAGCUGUGCGAGCUGCGCCAGAGGGACCAGGGCAUGGAAGAGAGGCUCCGGGCGCAUCAGACUGAUGUGGAUGAUAAGAUAAUGGGCCUCAAGAACUCGCUCAACACUUUCAAGGAGGAGCUGAGUGUGGCGUUGUUUCACAUUAAGGACGUGUCCAGCAGACAGAGAGACGUGCAGAGGAGAAUAGAGCUGCUGCAGUCAGAGGAAAACAAAGAGAUCAUCUCCGUUCCACAAAGCAGGAAGAGCUCCAGGGCUGAUGUGUCGGUGGCGCCGGUGGACGAGCACAUCUGCAUGCCCAGCCAGUCAGACCUCAGUGUCAUUCAGCACUUUUUUUCCAGUCUGCCACAAAGCGGGUCGCCGUACAGGAGCACCACGUCCACGCAGACGUCUGUCUCUGAGCAGGAGGCUCAGCAGCAGCAGCAGCAGCAGCAGAGAGGGUGUUCUUCCAAAUGUCCAGAGUGGGGAGAGAGGAGAAACAGUAGAGAUGAGGCAGAAAGCCACAACAGCCAGAAUGAAAACAAUAAGAGACAGAGAGCAGCUCUGGAGCUGCUGGAGUCAGAAAGAGUCUACGUGUCUCACCUGUCUCUGCUGCUGAAGGCCAACAUCUCCUUCAACGGAUCAGAAACUCUCACCUCUAAAGACAAACGUCCGUUCCCCAGCUGUUUGAGGUUUCUGAUCCAGCAGCACCUCGAGCUCCUCCACACUCUGCAGGAGCGUGUGCUCAAGUGCCAGUGGCAAGGCAUCAUGGGGGAUGUGUUCAUGAGGCUCACCAGCAAAGAGAGCGAUUUCUUGGACUUUUAUGUGUCCUACCUGAAGGAGCUUCCAGACUGUCUGUCCGUCGUCACCAUGCUGGCCUCCAGCUCCAUGAAAUCUUCUGCCUUUGUGGAGUGUGACAUAAUGGGCGAUGAGUCCAAACCCUCCCUCCACACUCUGCUCCUUCAGCCGGUUCAAAGGAUCCCGGAGUACCUGCUGCUGCUACAGGGACUGCUCAGGCAGACAGAUGCCGACCACCCAGACUACUACCUGCUGCUGGUGAGCAUCCAGCAGUUCAGGUCCUUCACGGCGCAGUACCACCACCUCCUCCAGCACAACCAGGAGCUCCUGCUGCUCAACCGCAAGGAGGUGAAGAGGUCUACCAUGAAACAACUGUUAAAGACAGUGGAGACGGGGAUUCAAGCCAACAACAUGGGCUCACCGUAUCCUUGCAGCAGCACAAUGCUGGAACACGCCAGCAACGCAAAGCUAAGGAAGCAGUGUCUCCUGGAGCAGAUCCAGUCUCACCGUUUCCACGACUGGGAUCGGGACCAGGAUCCUGAAACUCAUUGCUAUGAUACAGAGUGGUCCUCCCAGCUCCCGUUCUUGAGCCCCGAUCUGGACUCACGGAACCACAAACCACCAGGUCUCGGCAGCAUCCCGGAGAGUGAGAUGUCCGAUAGGCACCAUCUUCCCUCCAGACCCACCGAGUUCCGUCAGGUCCAGCCGGGCUCCGCUCUGGCUGAUGCCCUCGGGGAGUUCCUCCUCCCUCCAGACCCUCCAGGGAUGGAGAGCCUCUAUGAAGAGGAAGGAGGCUCCCUUCACGAUGCGUCGAUGUUCGACCGCUGCUCAUCGGCCUCCUCUGACUCCUCCAUCGACAUUGCCUUCGUGAAGUGCCCCAAAGCCCCCUCUGGAUCCCACCACGCAACAGCUACGAAUGUGUUGACGGCCCGCGAUGUCUUUGGCAGCAGUGGAAGUCAGAGGAACGGUCACAACAGACUACCCAACCGGGCCUGUGUGUCACCCGAUGAGGCUGUGAUGAUGCGUCGCAAUCAGCAUCGUCCCCUUCAGGCCAGCCAGCGUAAGAGUAAGUCCCUGAAUGGCCUGCAGAUGGAGAACACAGUGAGUGGUCUGGAUGGAGGACCGAUGUCAGAUCACCUGCAUAGGACGGGACUGGGCAGCCAUGCCAAACUGGAGCGCCAGGGCAGUAGGGGCAGCAAAGGAUCUUCUACCCCGUCCCGCAAAAUCCACAGUUCCCCGGGCAACCGAGUGGACGCUGGGAAACAGAGUCCGGAUCUUCAUGGACUACUCAACAUUUCCCACCAGGAACCUGGAGUCCAAACUUGGGGGGAUGAGUCCAAGUGGAGGGGCGGGGCAGAGGAUAAUAACCACACCCCCUUCAGUGACAGGAGUCGCAAGGACAAAGGAGGAUUCAGGAGCUCGUUUAAGAAACUCUUCAAGAAGAAGUCAGGUGAUGAGAAGAAGGAGAAGGGAAGCGAGAAAACCUCUGAAAAUCAAAACAACAGUGAACACGAGACGCCGGGGAAGAACUCCAAACUGGUCCCACUGGAGAUAAACCGCGGCACAGCUGUAUGAACGGACACAUGGACACCAGACUGAAUAUGGAGUGUAGAAUGUGCAUGUUUAGCUGAGACAUUUUUUUAUAUAUUUUUUUUUUCUUUGUAUAAAUUCUGUACAGGUAUACACCAUUUAAAUAUGCAACUUCUCUGCUAAACACAGUUUAAAUGUGAUUUUUAUUUAUCCUACACCUGGCCUUCACACUGAGGGUAAGCAUUCGACAAGAUCAAUGUUUGAACCAUAGUCUGCUGGUAGAUUUGUCUUUUUUUUAUUUGUUUAGUUUUUUAUCAAACUCAGUUAUAUUGUGAUUGACUUGCCCUUAAAUCACACAAGUAACAUCGCCAACUGAGACUGAUUGUACAGUAAGAGAACAAAUGUAACUUUUUGUCAAUUAAUAUGCGAAUAUAUGACAAAUAUGACCACUAGAGGGCGCAUAUACCCCAACGAUGUAAAUAAAGCUGCUCUCUUCAAUUUCUUAAGUUUCAAGGUAACUAACAUUUUUCUUUUGCUUUUUACUCUUUAUUGUUGAAGGUUUUUGUUUUCCCUUUAACUUUCAAACCUGACAUUUUUAAAGUUCGUCUUGCAAUAUCCAGAAUCAUAUCGUUGCAUAUACUCAGGAGAAGAACGUAUUAAGCUGUUUUAUUUUGUAUUUUGUGUACGUGUGGUUUUAAAGAGAACAGGAAAUGUUUGUUUUCUUGGUGGCUAUUAUUAUUAUGCACUGAACUGUUUUGUUCAGAGAGAACAAUGUCACAACGUUCAAUAAAGCUCUACACUGAGUAUUUCCCAAUCAAA